AUGGCACAAGUCGAGCAUAACGUGUCAUCAUCCCAGCAGACACCAAUAACCUCAUCCCAUGCUGACAAUAACAGAGAUGGUGAACAACCUGUAGGGACAGCUAUCCAGAAUGUGGAAGAAGCUCCUCCUUCUUCUAGCGACAAUGCCACUCAACUCCAAAAUCCCAACCAACAGGGAAGGAAACGAUAUAUGCGUCACACUCAGCACCAAAUAAAAGAGAUGGAAAACUUCUUCAAGGAGUACCCUUACCCAGAUGAUGAGCAAAGGAGAGAGCUUAGCGAUUUGAUCGGGCUGAACUCCUCACAAGUAAGAUUUUGGUUCCAAAAUAAGCGCUCCCAGAUGAAGGCUAUGUUGGAACGUCAUACUAAUGAUAUUUCGACUGCUGAGAUUGAGAAGCUUCGCGCUGAGAUUCUUAUGUACAAGGAGGCAUUGAAUAAUGCUAAGUGUGCUAGUUGUGGAGGCCAAACUUAUGUUCGUGAAGUGUCCUAUGAAAAUCAGCAAUUAAGGCUCGAGAAUGCUCGACUAAAAGAAGAGAUAGAAAAGAUGGCAGAAACAAUUGCUAAAAAUCCUACAUCGACUUCCUUCUCUAACAUGCCACCACUACCAACUCACACUCUAGUUCCUUCGAACUCUCUUGAUGUUGUUAACUAUGUUCCGCAACCAUGCAUGUCAGUGCAAGUUCAUGGUGGUAGAUGGGACACUCAAAGGUCAAUUAUCAACACUCCUUUUACAGAACUUGAGAAAACCUGCAUGGUGAAGCUUGCGGUUGGAGCAAUGGAGGAAUUUACCAAGAUGGUUCACAAUGUAGCACCUUUAUGGAUCCCUGGAUUUGAUACUGAGAUUCUAAAUCAACAAGAAUACUUUAAGGCUUUCUCUCUAGGACUAGGUCCAAAACCCUUGGGGUUUAGAUCUGAAGCUUCAAGGGAAACUACAGUUGUUAUCAUGAACCCAAGUAACCUCAUUGAAAUACUAAUGGAUGUGAACCAAUGGUCAACUAUGUUUCCCAAUAUUGUUUCAAGUGCAACGACAACAGAAAUCUUAUCAAUUGGAGUGCCAGGAAGCUAUGAUGGAGCCUUGAAAGUGAUCUCAGCAAAGUUUCAAGUGUUGGCACAUCUUGUUCCAACCCGUGAUAACUAUUUCUUAAGGUACUGUAAGUAUCACCCUGAUGGGGCAUGGGCGGUUGUUGAUAUUUCCUUGGACUAUGUGAGACCUGAUGCUGCCUCCAAAUGUAGAAGACGAGCCUCUGGUUGUAUGAUUCAAGAAUUAACAAAUGGUUUCUCAAAGGUUACAUGGAUUGAACAUGUAGAAGUUAAAGACAAAGUGGUGCAUGAUCUCUUUAAACAUCUAGUUACUUCUGGCUUUGCCUUUGGAGCUAAACGGUGGAUAGCAACUUUAGAUAGACAAUGUGAACGUCUUGCUUGCACAAUGGCAUCAAACAUUCCACCAGAGGACCUUAGUGGGAUAACUCCUGAAGGAAGAAAAAGCUUGAUGAAGUUGGCCGAGAAAAUUAUGCAGAGCUAUUGCUAUUAUGUUGGUUCUUCCCCACAACCACCACAUGUUUGGACAGUCCAAACAAUACCACCUAAUGGGGUUGAUGAUGUGAGGAUCAUGACCAGAAACCAUACUGACGCAUCAGGCGCAAUAAUCGGUCUUGUUAUCAAUGCUGCAAUAUGUUUCUCGCUUUCAGUUCCUUCCAAGAGUCUCUUUGAUUUUCUUCAAAAUGUAAACUCAAGAAACCAGUGGGAUAUUCUCACUGACGGCUUUCUAGUUCAAGAAAUGGCACACAUAGCAACCGGUCGUGAUCCUGGUAACUUUGUAUCUUUACUUCAUGCCAAUAGUUCAAAUGGCAAUGAAAACAACAAGGCCAUAAUUCAAGAGGCUUGCACUGACUCUACAGGCUCAUAUGUGGUUUAUGCUCCAAUUGAAACUAGUAUCAUGAAUUUAGUCAUGAGUGGCUCCAAUCUAGAUUAUGGUACCCUGCAGCCCUCGGGCUUUGCCAUUCUUCCUGAUGGGCCUGGAUUGAGUGGAGGGCCCAUAACAGAUGUUGGAUCUGGGCGUUGUUUAGGAACAUUUGCUUAUCAGGUAUUGGUUAAAGAAACACUAGCACCACUACCUCCUGGUAUAGUGUCCUCUUUGUACAAAUCGACGAAGGGCACAAUUGAAAAAAUCCAAGCUGCAAUGAUGCGCGAGAGAACCUGA
This is a messenger RNA of Lotus japonicus, 2199 nucleotides long. Its product is annotated as homeobox-leucine zipper protein MERISTEM L1-like. The coding region runs from base 1 to 2199 and encodes 732 amino acids. The transcript has 10 exons. NCBI's taxonomy places the organism in Eukaryota, Viridiplantae, Streptophyta, Magnoliopsida, Fabales, Fabaceae. Gene Ontology annotation, biological process: regulation of DNA-templated transcription. Gene Ontology annotation, molecular function: DNA binding; DNA-binding transcription factor activity, RNA polymerase II-specific; lipid binding. The record is from RefSeq and is a predicted model, not a curated record.